Carassius carassius (crucian carp) is the source of this 1572-nucleotide messenger RNA. RefSeq names its product integral membrane protein 2Bb (gene itm2bb). Gene Ontology annotation, biological process: negative regulation of amyloid precursor protein biosynthetic process. The transcript has 7 exons. Bases 120 to 941 code for a protein of 273 amino acids. Gene Ontology annotation, molecular function: amyloid-beta binding. The record is from RefSeq and is a predicted model, not a curated record. NCBI's taxonomy places the organism in Eukaryota, Metazoa, Chordata, Actinopteri, Cypriniformes, Cyprinidae. Gene Ontology annotation, cellular component: extracellular exosome; plasma membrane; Golgi apparatus.
UGUCAUGUGCGUCACACACAGACUUGCUGCUGAGCAGGAAACCAACUAAACGCUUUCAUUUUGCGCUUUCUUUCUCUGUCGAGCUCGCGAAUCUAACCACUUUACAGACAAUUUUCAAUAUGGUGAAAGUCUCUUUUAACAAGGCUCUCGCCAUAAAGGAUACAAAGAAGGAAUGUCUUAUUACUGGUGUACAGGAUACUGAGGCAGCAGUGUUGGUGCGUCCGCAGUCUAAGGUGUGGUGCUGGUGCUUCUGUCUGGGAUUGGCUCUCGUUCUCUCUGGCCUAGUGGUGGGAGGAGCCUACCUAUAUAGAUACCAUGUUCUUGAGAUGCAGGAGAUCGUGGAUGGCAGAGCAGAUAAUAGGAAGGAUACACACACAUCUAUGCCUUUGGAGGAGCAGGUGUUCAUCUGUGGGUUGAACUACUUUGAGGAAGACUACGAGUUUGAUGAGGAGGUGGAGGUUGAGACACCAAUGAGGCUGAUUGAAGAGAAUGUGAGCUUUUUCGAAGACGAUGAGGUGGAGCUCAUCAAAGUACCAGUCCCUGAGUUCGCAGACGGUGAUCCAGCUGGCAUCCUGCAUGACUUCACCAUGAAACUGACUGCUUACCUGGACAUGAAUCUGGACAGAUGCUACAUCAUCACCCUGAACACAUCUAUUGUCAUGCCGCCCAGAGAUUUCCAGGAGUUCCUGGUCAACGUCAAGGCAGGAAUGUAUCUUCCUCAGACAUACCUUGUGCGAGAGGAGAUGAUGAUUACAGAAAGGAUGGACAGCACCAGUGAUCUGGGCUAUUACAUCAAUAACCUGUGCAAAGACAAAGACACGUACAGACUGCAGCGUAGAGAAACCAUACUGGGUAUGCAGAAACGGGAGGCUCUGAACUGCCACAAGAUCCGCCAUUUUGAAAACAAGUUUGUGGUGGAGACUUUGAUCUGCGAGCCAUGAAGAACAUGAAUCUCUGACACAGCAGCAGAUCUUCAGCUCUUCCUUUCAUUCAGUGAUAAGAGUUUCUUUUGUGCCUGCUCUGUUUUUUUCCAAAGGCCUUUUUUUCACAUAUAUAUUUUUUAAAAUCUAGAAUGUGAAAUUGUUUUUCUGCACAAAGAGGUGUAUUAUUUGUGAGUGUACGUGUAAUCUCUAAUGCUAUUUUUUGAAUAUUAGGCCUAAUAAAGGAAUAAAGGGACGUAUUGUGUACAAAAACAAAAAAGGGGUAGCAAUAAUGAUUUUAGGCUAUAUAGAAGCCAAAUCAGAGUUUAGACAUUAAGUAAUUUAAUAACAAAGUUCAUUGUUUUAUUUAACAUUUGAUCCUGUUCAAAAGUUUCAGCAAAUUAGUGUAUAAUCCGGAUCACAAUGUUGCAGCAUCACAAUUUGAAGUGUUCUUGAAUUUGCGUUUAAUUUGCAGAUAUAUUUUGUAUAACCAUACAAACAGAGCUCUUCCUUUAAAAGACUAACAAUGUUCCUAUCUGAAAUGACUUCAUGUUCUAUGCUAAUCUGUAUAUAAGCUAAACAAUUUUCUGUCUUUAGACACAAGCUCCAUAUAAGGAAAAAAUAAAUAAAUAACCGGAAAAAUCUGACAAAA